Molecule: messenger RNA, 3335 nt
Organism: Parnassius mnemosyne (clouded apollo)
Lineage: Eukaryota; Metazoa; Arthropoda; Insecta; Lepidoptera; Papilionidae
Source: the annotation of a GenBank genome assembly
AGUUCAACACAGUCAACCGAAAGGCGCGCGCGCUUUAAGUUCUUCGAAAAUAGUGUCAAUUUACGAAUGAAAGUUUUAGUUAGUUUUGAAAUUUUGUGAUCACUUUUGAAUAACAGUUAAACCAGUCAUGCCUGAUCAAGAAGUGGAGUACAACAAAGACCUGGUCGCUAUCAAGGACUGGCUCAGUAAGCAACCACAUCUACCACAUGACGUCGAGGAUGUCCUGCUACGACGUUUCUUCGCUAGUUGCGGAUACAGCUUGGAGCGCGCCAAGCGGACAAUAGAUUUCUUCUUCACGCUUAGGUCAACGGCCCCCGAAUUGUUCUGUAAGCGAGACCCUUGGUCGCCGGAGAUCAGGCGCGUCUUCGAAAUUACGGAUAUGCUGCCCCUUCCGAACAAAACAAAAGAGAACUAUAAAGUGUUUAUAUACCGCCUUAAAAACCCUGAGCUGGACUUAUUUAACUUCAUCGAUGCCGUGAAGACUUUCUUCAUGCUCGCUGAUACUAGGCUAACAGAAGAGGAUGACAUACCGUCCGGGGAGAUACCGAUUUUUGAUUCGGCUAAUGUCAGUCUGAAGUUUAUGGGGAAGGUGAACAUAUCCGUGCUUAGGAAAUAUAUGCUAUACACACAGGAAGCGAUCCCAAUUAGGUUGAAGCAAGUGCACAUUAUCAACGCACCCUCGUACAUCGGCAAGAUUUACGGCUUGUGCAAACCGUUCAUAAAAUCGGAGGUCGCGAAGUUGGUAAAAUUCCACGAGCCAAAUUCCACGUCACUGUACAAAGACGUACCGCAAGAACUGUUGCCCGACGAAUAUGGCGGCAAAGCUGGCACUGUGGAUCAGAUCAAGAGAUACUGGAUCAAACGGAUUGAGGCCAAAAGGGACUGGUUUCUGGCGAACGACAAGAAUUGGGCCGUGGAUGAAGCACUAAGGCCGUCCAACUGCAAGGACGACCGAGCGCAUCAAGUACGAGAUCUGCCGGGCUCCUUCCGCUCGUUGGCCCUCGACUAAAACUCGCUAAACUUGUUAUAUGUAAUUUACAUUGUAAACUUCAUAUAACGAAAUUUCGUUUGAGGAAAAUUCCCUAAAAUGUAGAUAUUAUUUUUCCUCAUUACUUAUACACAGACUAUACACUCUUCGUAGUGUAACACUCAUUCUAAAUAGCGAAACAAUACGUCAUAAUUUAGAAAGCAAUAAACAUUUAUUAGGUAUGAAAAUGAUGUCGAAAUUGAUAAGAAAUACUAUUUGCUCACAUCAUUUUAACGAAUUCAACUAAAACGACGUAUUCUAUUAUUUUUCUUUGAUUUAAUUCGAUCUUGUUUAGAAUUAUAUAAAUUUAAACUUUUUAAUUAGUAUUAAAGUAGAAAAGAAAAAUGUUUAUUAUUGAAAUUUUAUUUAAAAAGUACUUAAAUAAAAUUUUAAGGCGUACAAAAUUAAUACGAAAGUUCACGGAUUCUGAUAGUUCCCAUAUGUAUCUUAUCUUUACCAUAAUUUUAUUCGUUUGUUGUAUUUAGUGACUGAAAACAAAGACGUAUUAAAAACAUCUUAGACUGAAAAGGUAUUUAUAAAAUUAAAAGGAAAACUUAAUGCCUCUUUGCUUGACGUAUUAAAUAAAUACCUACAUACUUUCAUUUAUUUCAUUACCUUAUUUCUCUUUUGUUAUUUUCAUAAGCUAACGAUUCUCACUAGACUUAUUUUGGAAAAUUUACUUUACUUAGCUUAAUCGGAUUCGAAUAACGUAUUCUUGUAUUAUUAUUUGAAUAUCCAUUUUCAAAAUCAUACAUUUUUUGAGAUAUUUCCUUAUUUUACCUACAUUUAUUACAAGAAUAAGAUAACGUGAUAAUUUAUGCAUAAGUUUAUUUUAAAAAAAACCAUUUACCUAUAGGUCAAUAAAGAAAAAAAUUCAUUUAUUUAUAUUUUUGGGCACUCAGAUUAAUAAAGAAAUAUAGACAGAGCGCCGCUUACAUUUCAAGUUGCGCGGAAAUUAUGCCAACCCAAAACCAUGCUGAACUUGUUGUGAGAUCGCCUUAGAGUAUAGAUACUAUUAUUUAUUCUGUGGUAUAGUGUAAAUGCUCUAAGAACACGCACGCACGCAUACAAUGAUUAGCAUCUAAUAUCAUUUGCAACCAAUGAAGAUGAAGGAAUAUAUGAGUGUAAGUGCGUGUCAAGAAGUUGAUUAUGGUUUUGACGUCAUUUAAAAUUUACCCGUCUAUCUUUUUGUUGGUCUAAAAUAUUGCAGUGACAAACAAGCUAAAAAUCAUUAAAUAAAAAAGGCAGAUACGUUGUCAUCUCUAAGUUUAAAAUACAAUGUCUAACAGCUUGUAACUAUCGCGGCUCUCGUAUCAUUCAAACUGGAACAGUUUGUGGGUACACUUCUGCUUGGCAAAAUAAGCAUCCAUUCCAUACAUCAUCUGAGUUUAGCUUUUUUUUCAUUUUGAUUUUUUUAAUUUGUAACGUAAUCAAUUAUCAAUAUCUGAAGGCUUAGCGAGUAGUAUGAUAUGCGAUGUUUUCAAAUUUGAAGCUUGGUUAAUAAUCUUAUUCGUGUACAGUGCAGACUCUAAAGAGUAUACAGCGAAUCAGUUAGUAAGUCAGAAUUAUUUAAACACAGAUAAGAAGAUAAGAUUACUUCAAAGUUUUAUGCGCUAUUGACUCUGUAUUCCCGUUUGGUGUGGCGACACUGAAGUUAAAAAAGUUAAAAAUAACUUUUUUGAACCCCUGUGAAUCUUCCUAAAUGUAAUUAUUGCUUAAAAGUUCUUCAUAAAAGUAAGUAUACGGACAAGAGUUGUGCGACGACGGAAAUGCGAAUCAUAAUAAUUGGCUCGAUAAAAAAUCUAUAAACAUGACACUAAAUUACGAUUUAAACCUACUUUGCAGAGAUUCCAUCAUGCAACCGUGUGAAAAAGGUUUAUUAUUUUUUAGGGAAUGUUGAGUACACAUUUUACAAAAUAGUUUCUAUUAUAUCACGUUUUUAUUAAGUCACUUUCUUGUUUGUCCGUCUGUAUAUUGUUCCGGGUACUCGUAGCACAACUCAAAUUUCGAGCUUUUUCCGAUGAGCUAAAGAUUUGAAAUUUUAAACAUAGCUCAGUACCGGAUAACAAUGUAGGAAUAUAAAAAAAAAACUACUAAAACUGCUAAACUAAAAAUUCAAUAUACCACGUGUAUAUUAAAUUUUAGUACAUAAUUAAAAAAAAGUCACUUCUUAUCUUAUGACAAAAAUAUGCAAAAUCGAAAUAUAAGUGCUCGUGGCCGCACGAUUUCUGCUAAAUAAAAAAAAUAAAGCAUCGACUCAAGAAGCUAAAUUGUUUAGAAAUGAUUUUUUUCUCUUUACGGAAAUAUG